GAUACAGUGACCUAACAGAGACGGCCCCGCACUUGUUGCACCCUGGAACUGUUAUCAGCACCACGGGUUCAUUUUUUUCCCUUUCUCCUUUGGUAGCCUGGCUCCUCUCUUUGUGGGUGGGAGCUCUGCCACGGAAGAUCUUCCCCAGCUGGGAAACUAGAAUGUUUUAGAAAGCUUCGGUGGGAGCUAUUGAGGAAGGAGGGAGAGAGAGCGCAUCCAGGUGUUGUUGAAGUGGCCACCUCUCAGGAUACGGGCAGUGGCUCCUGCCUAUGACAACAUGACUGACUCGGCUUCUGCUAACGGGGACAGCAAGGACCCUGAAAUUGAGCUCUUCGUGAAGGCUGGAUCAGAUGGCGAAAGCAUUGGGAACUGCCCGUUCUCUCAGCGUCUCUUCAUGAUCCUGUGGUUGAAAGGGGUUGUGUUCAAUGUCACCACUGUGGACCUGAAAAGAAAGCCAGCUGAUCUGCACAACCUGGCCCCUGGGACCCAUCCACCAUUUCUGACAUUCAAUGGGGAUGUUAAGACAGACGUCAACAAGAUUGAAGAGUUCUUGGAGGAGACCUUGACCCCGCAAAAGUACCCCAAAUUGGCUGCUAAACACAGAGAAUCCAACACAGCUGGGAUUGACAUCUUCUCCAAGUUCUCUGCAUACAUUAAGAACACAAAGCCACAAAAUAAUGCCUCUCUUGAAAGAGGCUUGACAAAGGCAUUGAAGAAACUGGAUGAUUACCUGAAAGCACCCCUGCCUGAGGAGAUAGAUGCUAAUACUUGUGGAGAUGACGAGAAGAUUUCCAGGCGCAGGUUUCUAGAUGGAGAGGAGCUGACCCUUGCUGACUGCAAUCUGCUACCCAAACUCCAUGUGGUCAAGAUCGUAGCCAAGAAAUACCGCAACUAUGAGAUCCCCGCGGAGAUGACGGGUCUAUGGCGGUACCUCAAGAAUGCCUAUGCACGAGAUGAAUUCACCAACACCUGUGCAGCUGACAGUGAAAUUGAGAUGGCUUAUGCUGAUGUAGCCAAGCGACUCAGCAAAUCUUGAACUCUCCCUCAUCCUGUCUUGUCUCUGCGGCAAAAGAACUUAUUCUCCACCAAAGACCCCUGCUUCACAGACUAUUCUUCCCUAUUGCCUUGGGAAAUUUUAUUAUUAUUUUUUGCAUUACCAAGUCUUGCUGAUGUCACCAUAACAUCAGCAUCUGUCUUUCAGCAUCUGGCCUUGCCCAUUGGGGAAAUUGAAGGGCAGAGGUGCAUCAGUUAGUCUCUUCAAGCACUGGUCUGAUCUUGGUUUAGUCCAAGUGCAUGAAGCCCUCUCACACUUGGAAUUGUUUAGCUGGCUAUUCCGCCAACAUCUCAAACCAUGUUCUUGAGUGGAUUAGGAACAUGUAACCAACACUGACACUUCUUCUCCCUUUUUUGUUGACCCCAGUGACUGAGGAUGUGAGCCACUUUUAAGUAGAUCUUGUCAGAGGCAGUAAUUUUGCCUUGGCAUGAGAGCUAGAAGGUAUGUGACAAGGAUGAGGGUGGGUGGAUUGUUGGAUUCUGGCAGAUACAUUUUCAGCCAGAGUCUUUUGGCAACCCCCUUGCCAGUGAGUCCUAGAUAAAGAGAAAACUGAAUACUACUUAGUCACUGGUACAGCUGGCUCAGCUGCUACCUUUGGUGCUGGUAAUGUUGUUAUAAUGCUGCCCAACAGUAAUUAAUCUAAACUUUCACUUAUCUCAAACUAUGGUGGGAAAGAGGGUGAACACACAAUUUUCAAAUGAUGUACUUGCAGGCCAAGGGAAAAGUAGGUAACCCAGAGGGAGAAGAGGGCAAAGGGGUGGAGCAAUGUUGAUGCCAAAAGGCCCGCUGGGUCUGCCUGCCAGUGGGGAAUGCUUGAGCACUGAUAUUUGCUUGCCACUGGGUUGGGUAUAUUUAUCAAUGUAUAUGUUUUAUCCAUGAGGAGGGGAGAAAAAUCAGUUCUCUGUGGGGCUAAAGUGCUGAAAUCGGCCAGGCAGGUGUUCUCUCUUUUUCUCCAGGUCUUGGGAUGAUGUAUAUCUCAUUACCACCAACCUUCCACCCAAAGAACUAAGAAAUGGCCAAAAGAUUUCCCUUCAGUUCCUCCUAGUUUUCCUUGCCUACUGACUUUCUCAGAUGAGUCCAUCCAGUUGCUUCUGCAUGAUUCAUUUAUAUGAGUAACUGCGUGAGAAUUACCAUUGGUCUAUGGCUUGAAUACUGAGCAUCUUAAGGAGAAAUUCCUUGAGAUUUUCUUGUUGAGGGAGCUGUGUGUUUUGAACUCGAGUUCAACAUGGUUUAUAUCCUAUUUGGAGGAAUAUGCCAACACAUCCAAGUCAUAUUUCCUACCUUAAAUGUUCUUUACCAGUUAUAAACAGGUGGCUGACAACAGAGCUCUAAAUAAGGCAGGGUGACCAAAGCUUAGUCUGUGGGCACCAAACUUUAGAGGGUGCCAAAAGUACCAUCUCAUAGUACUCUUCCUUUUCCUCUUAUAUGAGCUGCUCCUUCAUCUGUCUCAACCUUAGUGAUGGUGGCCUUGCUUUGGGAUGUUCUUCUUUCCCUCACUGGCCACUCCUGAGGCCAGCUAUUCCACCUUUCUUUGAUUUCUGAUCUUGCUCCCUGCCCCUCCCUCCAUUUUUCCCUGCAAAAAAAUUCCUUGUUAUGGCUCUGACCACCAUUUUGCCUGCUGGUUUUGCCUCUAUCACUUUUCCUUUGUAACAGAAGGAUUCUGUGAAAAGGGAGCUUAAAAAAAUGAACUGACCACCAGCUGUGUCUCCCAAUGAAUUCAUUGUGAGGAACACUAUGUUAGGGCAGGGACCAGACUCAAUAAUACUUCCCUGUUUAUCUCCUACUGGAAGAGCGAGCAGGUUUAAGAGCACCUCAAAAUCACUAAAUUUGAUUUAACAUUUCCCACAAUGGUCAAGAAAGAGAGGUAUUGGUCUCUUCAUGAGAACAGCACCAAAUCCUGGCAACAGAGAGGAGAAUCUCCUUUUCCCCUGGGAUUUUGGAGGGGGAAGUGACACCUUGACCAGAAGACAGAGAGGGGAAAGGACAUACCUUAAUUCUCAAUAUUUUGCCUCUUGCCUGUAGGAGGAAAUGACUCAGUGAAACUUUUAUAAGCCCUGGCGGGUGGAGGGAAAGCGGGGUUGAAAAUAUAGAAUGAGCCGAUUCAGUUCUCCAUCUCAAAGAACCUUUCCACAGGCUCCAUGGAAACCCUGCUACUUGAGAUGUUUAAACAUGAGACCUGAUGAGGAAAUCAACCAUUUUUACUGUAGGAAAGCAUCCUGAAUUGGGCCCUGGAGGCUGAUGACCUGAAUGGUCCCAGAGGUCUUUUAAUUAGUGUGAAAUCCUGUCUUGCUCAGAAAUGCUUCCUUGGCCCUAUAGAACAAACUAGAUGACCUGGAAAAGACUUUACGUUUCUCAUUUCUAUGAGUCUCCACACCCUCACCCUUCUUUCCCUUAAAACAUAUUUGGUAGUAUACACAGGGACCUACUGUCAGCUCCAAGGCAGGGCAGCUUUAGUGAGAGUUUUAAAUGGAAUGCAAUUAACUCUAAUGGAUACCCCCAAAGCCAAUAGUGAGAGAGUCUCUUAAAAUGGCAUCCUUGGAGCCAGCUAUGAUCUUGAUGCCUGAGGUAACCCCAUGUAUAAUAACCAUGUACAAUGUUGACAUAAAGAAUGGCACUUUUGAAAGAUACCCAGUUUAGAUAUACGUUUUUUGGUCUCCAGAAUAGAUAAUUAUAGUUAACAUAUUUGAUUAAUGUUCAUGUUUUUAAUAAUAUCUUAAGACUGGAUUGAUUGGAGCAAUUGAAAAUCAGCAAGGUAUAGUGGAAGCCCUGAGCUGAGAGUCAGAAGAUCUGGAUUUUCAUGUUGGUUUGACUUCUGAGUCAUUAGGUAGCCUUGAAAAACUUAUUUUCCCUCUUUAGGCUUCACGUUCCUCCCCUGUUAAAUGAGAUCAGGUGACCUUCACUUUCUUCAACACAUUGACCUUCUGUUGUUCUAAUCACACUUGUAAUAACAUUACUGCCUGCUCAUAUUUUUGAAAAUCCUUGCAUUCUCCUCUAGAAAUUUGCUGGUAGAUGUGGUGAUUAUCAUACAUACUAUCUGCUCACUAUACAAUCCUAGUGAGAGAUUGGACCAGCUCUAGAUCUAUGUUCCUAUGAACUAAGUUUCUGGAAUGAAUUAGAGUUAUUAAGGAGAGGAAGGCAAAAAGGAAUUAGGCAGCUCAAGGAAAAAAUGUUAACAACUUAAGUGACCCAUGAUAAGAGAAAUGGGAGCAUCCUUAGUCAAGUCUGCAUUGACCCAUACCAAUUUCCUGAUGAAUGCCUCUGUGAGACAACUUUUCUAUUUUCUGUAGGUAAUGCCCCCUCUUAAUGAGAGUAAAUCCAAGAUAAUACUUUUUGGACAGGUACAACAUUAAUCCCAUGAUUAUAAUAGAGCUAAGAAACUGUUUCCCAAAGGUUCAUUUCUUCACUUAUGUUGUUUGACAUUGCUUCUUUUCAUUAUUAUUUUAAAGUCCCUCUGUUCUCUCUGAAGUGAUCUUUUCUGAUGGUGAGAGAAUUUGUUUCUAACUCACGUGACCUUUUAAACCAUUCUAUGUGCAAGGAAGAAAAAGGCAGAACAACCUUAGACCUAUUUGGCUUCUGAGUUCAAGUCCCAUAACUAUGGUACCCUCUUAAUAAAUGAAAGAAAUAAAAAAUUUAAUAUUUCCCUUAGCCCUUCCAGGAUUGUUCCAAUUCAAGUUCAUAUUCCUAUCAGAGGACUAUUACAUAUAAAGUUGAUACUAGAUGUGUUUAAAGAAGGCUGAAGCCUUCUUCCAUGGCAGAAACUUCAUCUUCCUAAAUGAAUAUGGGGUUGAUUUUUUUUUUAACAGCCCUGUUGGUGAAACCUAGUCUUAAGGAGACAAGAGUCUAAGAUCUGGUUUUAAGCAAGUUCUCUUGAUAUAGGCUAUGCCAGCAUUUAAGAAAGGAGCUGUCCAAUAGAGAUGUUUGCAUAUCCCUCCUUUCCCUCUGUCCUGAGCCUCUGACAGACCCACCUAAAUCUAUGGAUUGAGUUAGUAUUUCUCUUUUUCACAAGAAGGAGCAUUUUGUUUGCAGACACACUCCAAGAGAAAGUCACCUGAUUCUCACUAAAACUUUAACUAUGGUGAUAAAAUAACAGGACUUGCUGUGAAACCACAAUAAAUGUAAAGUGCUUUUUAAAUGAAGAAAAAAAAAGUUUUUUUUUUCCUCCUCA
Messenger RNA from Vombatus ursinus (common wombat), 5219 nucleotides. RefSeq names its product chloride intracellular channel 5 (gene CLIC5). The transcript is spliced from 6 exons. Lineage: Eukaryota; Metazoa; Chordata; Mammalia; Diprotodontia; Vombatidae. The record is from RefSeq and is a predicted model, not a curated record. The coding region runs from base 278 to 1036 and encodes 252 amino acids.